Closterium sp. NIES-67 is the source of this 866-nucleotide messenger RNA. NCBI's taxonomy places the organism in Eukaryota, Viridiplantae, Streptophyta, Zygnematophyceae, Desmidiales, Closteriaceae. The record is from the annotation of a GenBank genome assembly.
AUCGCCUCACUCUAGAAACUAGAAUCUGGUUUCAUCGCACUCGAGUUCACUUUCCAUCCGAUCCGACCACGGCCUUAUCUCCUGUUCACGGCCUGAUCGCAUUUGCCUCGCAACAAGCACAGCAGCUCGCGUGACCAGAAUCUUACUUGGAGGAUCAGCUCUAUCGAGUGUUUUAUUUGCGCGAUGGGAAGACUCAAUCUCGGUUUUACGCGCUGAUCACAGGACUGUCAGCGGCGAAUACCCUCUUGGUUCUCGCACUGGUAGAUUGAAGUUCAAUCCCAGAGGUGUUUUCAGAGAAUUCUAAAAAAGCAGGUGCCUUUUUUUUUCCAUUCUCAAAAAACACCUACAUUAACUGCCGAGGCCUGCGCUCUUUGAUCGUUGCCUUCCUCGCGGGCGAGUCUCACAGUCGAGUCUCAUGUGGCCGCUCGAAUGACCCUGUAUCCACGAAUUAGUCUACAAUGAGUCACUGCUGGUGCAAGUGCGAGGCGGGCGUGGGGCAGUGCGGCCCCAAGGUGCCCAAGCUCAAGACGCUCUUCAACGCGCACAAGAACCUGGACGACGCGUCGCUGAGACGCGGUGACUGGGAGGCGGAGCUGCACGUCAUCUGGGAGGAGAUAGGGGAGGACAAGGUGACUCGCUCAGAGGAGCUACGAUUGGCCGUUGCAGAUGCCGUGGAUAAGGCCUACGAGAAGGCAGUGCAGGAAGCUGUAGGCCAGCGCACAGCACUGGAGGAGGGCGUGAGCGAAGCAGAGAGGCAGCUUUUUGCCGCACUGGGACCCGAUGCGGAGUGCAUGGUCGCCCCCCAUGCGCUGCCCCUGCAAGAGAGGCUGGACGUCAACCUCUCUCACCUGCACCAGCUCGACUCC